Molecule: messenger RNA, 279 nt
Organism: Prunus armeniaca (apricot)
Lineage: Eukaryota; Viridiplantae; Streptophyta; Magnoliopsida; Rosales; Rosaceae
Source: the annotation of a GenBank genome assembly
AUGCCUAAAUUGAAUAGAAUUGCUUUAGAUAUACUCUGCGGGAAAGGAAACAAAAUUGUUCACUUUUAUAAAUUUGAUGAUUUUGCAGUUGCCUUGAACAACCAAAACGUGCCUCAAGCUUAUGCACAAAAGAGAUGCGAAGAGCAGCUGUAUUCAAGCGGGUGUACUUUAUUAGACUGCGGGAAGAAGUGCUGGGACAAACACCAUGAUGCUGGACAUACAUGCGUUGCCAAUGUUGCUCAAAUUGAUUAUGCUUGCUAUUGCAUGUUCAACUGUUAG